Molecule: messenger RNA, 492 nt
Organism: Hevea brasiliensis (rubber tree)
Lineage: Eukaryota; Viridiplantae; Streptophyta; Magnoliopsida; Malpighiales; Euphorbiaceae
Product: putative phytosulfokines 6
Exons: 3
Coding region: 62-328 (88 amino acids)
Biological process (GO): cell population proliferation
Cellular component (GO): extracellular region
Molecular function (GO): growth factor activity
Source: RefSeq, a predicted model, not a curated record
CUCUUAAUACUCUCUCUCUCUCUCUCUCUCUCUCUCUCUCUCUGUAACUGAAGCUAAAACCAUGAAGCAAAGCUUUCAUCACAGUGUUCUUCUCCUCUUCCUUCUUUUCCUUUUUCAUUCCUCAAAAUUAUAUGCAAGUACAAUGACAAGCAAAGAAGGAAAAGAGGAGGUGAACCUCAAUGCAAUGACUAGUAGCGAGGACUCUCUUGUGCAAAUGGAGCUAAUGGGUUCAGAGGUCUGUGAAAGUGGGGAUGAAGAAUGCUUCAAGAGAAGAAUAGUCUUAGACGCUCACUUGGACUACAUCUACACCCAGCAUCACAAGCCUUGAUGACUUACGCCUAAAUUCCAUAUAUUCCUGAUCAUGUUUAUAAAAUUCAUCUCUAAAUAGCAAUAUCAUAUUUGAAAGCUAUCAGAACUGGUUUUCAAAGGUUCCUUUCUUCUCUUGAUAAUGUAAUUGUACCUAAGUGCAGCUAAUCUAUUUCCAUAUAUGUA